Messenger RNA from Ceratina calcarata, 1574 nucleotides. RefSeq lists its product as uncharacterized. Gene Ontology annotation, molecular function: protein binding. The record is from RefSeq and is a predicted model, not a curated record. NCBI's taxonomy places the organism in Eukaryota, Metazoa, Arthropoda, Insecta, Hymenoptera, Apidae. Bases 393 to 1394 code for a protein of 333 amino acids. The transcript is spliced from 2 exons.
CAAAAUAAUAAAAGUAUGAAAUAAGUACAACGAAACAGAUUUUUAAUAUUUUCCAACGUUCUUAUACAUUAUAUUAUUACAUGCGCUAAACACAACUGCCACUUGUGAAAAAUUCUUUUACUAGGCAACUUUCACACAUUCGGUGUUCCCGUAUGGCUGCUAUGCUUUUCGUUAAGAAAACGUGGCUAUGCAAUUAAGGACUCGAAACACGAUUACAAUAAACUUUUAGUGUGCAAAAUGUUACAGUAUCUAAACAUUCAAUUUCAACAUUUCUCCAGGUAAACAGGUUCAUCGACCACAACUUUAGAAGGUUCAUUCUUAGCUACACGUCAUCAUAAACAAGGGAGUGUUGUCAUUAAAAAAAGUCACGUUGACGUUCGCAAAAUCUUGACAUGGAGUUAGAUAUAUACGAUGAAGAAAAUAUCAAAGCAUUAGCAGAGAAAUUAGAUUACUUGCCUAUCGCUUUGCAACAAGCUGCGAUCUGUAUAAGGGAGCUGAAAUUUCAAACGAUUUCUCCGUACGAGCAUUAUUUGCAGAAGUACAGACAGAUAGAGAGAAAAUUUGUAGUAUUCGAUGAUAGAGUUUUAAGAACGAUAUUUACAGUAUACGACAUUACUCUGGAUGUAAUGAAGAAAGAAGAAGGUGCCGAAGCUGCUAAAGAAAUAUUAAAUGUUUUAUCCUACUUCGGUUCCGAGCCAAUAAGCACAGAAAUAUUAGAAGGAAUGAUGUAUGGGGAACAAUUGAUGAAGUCAGCUACUGAUGUGUUGGAAAAGUACUCGCUUAUUAAACUGGGAGUAUCGACGUUAAGCGUAGAUGAAUUAUUACAGAAACUGAUAAGAUACAAUUUGACAAAACAAAAGAACGAGGAAAAAGUAGUUUUAAAAUCUGCUCUGAAACUAUUUUGCAAUCCGGAAAUCAUUUCGAAAAAUCUAGUUCACGCGUUGUCCGUUUGGGAUCAUUCACAGAAAUAUAUAACGUUGAUAAUAUACAUUUUCCCCGUUUCAAUGUAUAUUGUACAUGAUCUUGUCAAAUGUGCUAGAUACGACAAAGCAUACUUAUUUAUUGGGAAGCUUCAGUCAUUAUUAACCAAUUUAUCAGGAGAUGAGGCGAAAUGUUACGAGCUGGUGACGAAGUACCAUGUUGGGAAAAUAUAUUUAUGUCAAAAGAAGUACGAAGAAGCACUUUCUAUUUUUGACGAAGUUUUAAACAAUCCUAAAUCCGGACAUCCAUUAUGUUUGGAGGUAAAACUAAGCAAGGGACACGCGUUGCAUUGGUUAGAACGAUGUGACGAAGCUAUAAAAUUUUACCAAGAGGUAUAUGAUGUUAGGAAAGUUGAAGAUGGAGAGAAUAAUGAUAAGACCCUGUUUAUUAAACAGUGUAUGGAGGCUUGUUGAAGAUAAGAUGAAUCUGACAAAUAAUAAACUAACUGGCCUUUUGGAUCCAGCACUGCUAUUAAAAAAUUCCCCUGAUCAUAGAAUCCAGUUAUUUAUAAUCCAGUAACGAGAAAUCAAUGACUACAAAUUAAUUGUAUAAUAAGUUAGCUAUGUAAUAUGUAGCUACGUAAUUGUAAUAUA